GAGGAGAUGAAUUGGCAAGAAAGGGGACGGCAUAGGCCGGAUUUGGGUAUGGAAGAUGAGCAGGCAGGGAGGAAAUGGGAGCUGAACCGACGGAGCGAGCCACCGCAGCAGCUCCAACCGUAAACGUUUUCGAGGUGUGCUCCUCACUGACACCGGCGUCGGUGGGCUCGGGGAGCCACAAAAAGUACAGGGCCGCGCUCAAGAAGGAGAAACGAAAGAAACGCCGUCAGGAACUCGCUCGAUUGAGAGACUCAGAAGCCUCACAGAAGGAGGAGGAAGAAGACACUUUAAUUGAAGAGCAACAACUAGAAGAGAAGCAGUUGGAGAGCGAGAGGCAAAAAUUACAUGAGGAGUGGUUGCUGAGGGAGCAGAAGGCACAAGAAGAAUUCAGGAUAAAGAAGGAAAGGGAAGAGGCAGCUAGAAAACGACAGGAAGAACAAGAGAGAAAGUUAAAGGCAGAAUGGGAAGAACAGCAGAGAAAAGAGAAAGAGGAGGAAGAGCAGAAGCUGCAGGAGAAGAGAGAAAGAGAGGAAGCGGUACAGAAGCUGCUGAAUCAGGCUGAAAAUGAGCAGUUGGAAAAUGGUACCAACUGGCAGAACCCAGAACCACCCACGGAUUUAAGAGUAAUGGAAAAAGAUCGAGCCAAUUGUCCAUUCUACAGUAAAACGGGAGCUUGCAGAUUUGGAGAUAGCCUGGCUUUAGUGCUGCAAUGCAGUGAUUCCAUGAAGGACAAAGGCAGUGAGUACUGGACAUUCUCUGCAAGAGGAAUACUCAGCUGUGUCCGAGAGGCCAUUAGGAUAGCCACACCAUUCAUUUACUGGCGUCCUUUGGCUAGGUGUUCACGUAAACAUAACUUCCCCACAUCGAGUUCCACCCUUCUUAUUAGAAGCAUGUUUACAACAUUUGGAAUGGAGCAGUGCAGGAGAGAUGACUAUGACCCCGAUGCAAGCCUGGAAUACAGCGACGAAGAAACCUACCAGCAGUUCCUAGAUUUCUACCAUGACGUGGUGCCCGAGUUCAAGAACGUUGGGAAAGUGAUUCAGUUCAAGGUUAGCUGCAACUUGGAACCUCAUCUGAGGGGCAAUGUCUAUGUUCAAUACCAGUCGGAAGAAGAAUGCCACGCAGCCCUUUCUCUGUUUAAUGGACGAUGGUAUGCAGGAAGACAGCUUCAAUGUGAAUUCUGCCCAGUGACCCGGUGGAAAAUGGCAAUUUGUGUUAGACUGGCUCGUUGGACAGUGGCAGCCGAACCAGGAAGUAAUUCAGCACCGUGUGGAGAGCAGCCAGCAGCUUCAAAGGCCUAGUCAUUCUCUGAUUUCUAAAAGUGGCCUUGGCCAAGGCAGUGUGAAAGUCCCCAGGUGAACAGGUAAUGCCUCAGGGAUGCAUUUGUCUUUCCCUUUACUUGUAUUUCUUUGCUCUAUGCUCUCACCUGCUGAAAAUGUCUUAGUAAAAACUAUAUAUAAUUUAUAAAGUCUGAAUUUUUAGUAGCUUUGUCUUAAUCGAUGCUGUCAUUUAAAAACCACUUUUUAUGAAGAGUGAAAAAAGAUUUUGGAAUUCCUUGGCUUAAGAAAACCAGAAGAACCCUUACAUCCUAAGUUUAAAAGCUCAGGAGAUGAAAGAGAUGGAAUUGUUUUAGCCAUAGAGGCAGUUACUUGUGCCAUUCCUGGGAAUCCAGUCAGUGAUUUCAGUGAGGUGCUUCUGAGUAUGGCUUGGACUGCCUCAAAACAGGACACUUGUUUUUUAACCACAGCUUUGUUAUGCUCAGUGAUUAAUGAUGUUGAACAUCUUUCUAUGUUCUUAUUAUUGGGCAUUUGUAUAUCAUCUUUAGAGAGAUGUCUGUUCAGAUCCUUGGUCCUUUUUUUUUGUUUUUUUUUUGGUACCGGGGAUUGAAUUUGGGUCCUUGCACUUGCGAGGCAGGCAGCAGAACCACUGAGCUAAAUCCCUGGCCCCCUUGGUCCAUUUUUCAUUUUUACUUAGGCUUUUUAUUGAGCCGUCAGAGUUCUCGACUUAUCCUGCAUACAAGUGCCUGAUCACAUUAUGAUCUACAAACUUUUCCCCUUUCUGUGCGCUUUUUACUUUGUGUCCUUUAAAGCCCAAAAGGUUUUGUGGAGCUUUUUUUUUUUUUUUGGCUUGUGCUUUUGAUGUCCUACCUAGGACUCUGUUGCUUAGCCCAGGCUCACAAAUAUUUACCUGUAGUAUGUUUUCUUCAGUUAAUUGCAUCUCUUACAUUUAGGUCUUUGAUACAGUUUGAGUUAAUUUUUGUGUAGUGUGUGUUGUAGAGAUAAUUCAUUUUUAAUUGUUUCACAUGUUUGGGGAAUUUGCUGUUUUGUUUUUUUUUUUCAAGUUUGAUCACCCCCAAAAGAUAAUAACUACUCAAAAAGAUCUGAGUAGUUCGAACAGAUUGAGCCUGACAAGAAUCUUCUCUAUUAAAAGCACUUUGUGAAUUUAAGGCCAGUGUUUAUCAUCUUGUUCUUAAAAUGUAAAGAAAAUGCAGCAUCCUCUGCCUAUCUUGGCCUUCUCUUUUGACCAGUAGUUCUGUCCCUGCAUUACCAUGUCCUCAAAGCAUGUAACCAUAUGGACCCUGAGGCCUGGUUCUUUAAUUUUAAUAAUGGAUGAAAAUGGUCAGAGUGCUGGAUGGUGACGCCUUAGGAAACAUAAUGUGGUCACUACAUUUUCUUCUGCACUCUUGAGCUACAAUAGGGACAUGGGGUAUUCUGGUUAAUGAAAACUUCAAAUUUAUUACCUUUCUGAGUGUCAUUUAUUAGAGCAUUUGAAUAUUUUUGGAAUUCUGGGAACCACACUAUUACUUUAUAUAAAUUUAUAUAAGCCCCUUUUAAUUAAUAAGGGAAGGCAAUAGUUGGAACCUAUCCAGCAUCAGAAGUACACCUUUGUAAAAGGGUGUCAUCUUCCAAACACAAAGGAGUGACUGUCGUUUCAUCACUGC
Messenger RNA from Heterocephalus glaber (naked mole-rat), 2941 nucleotides. Lineage: Eukaryota; Metazoa; Chordata; Mammalia; Rodentia; Bathyergidae. The record is from RefSeq and is a predicted model, not a curated record.